Molecule: messenger RNA, 419 nt
Organism: Aspergillus wentii DTO 134E9
Lineage: Eukaryota; Fungi; Ascomycota; Eurotiomycetes; Eurotiales; Aspergillaceae
Product: ankyrin repeat domain-containing protein
Exons: 1
Biological process (GO): innate immune response
Cellular component (GO): cytoplasm
Molecular function (GO): protein binding
Source: RefSeq, a predicted model, not a curated record
ACGAAAUGGAUCGGCCAGAUCAUGCGUGAAGUCGCCGGCAGGACGAGAAAUAUCGACUACGCAUUCCCCAUUAUGUACGCAGUCGUAGGGGGAAACGCGUCUAUCGUGGAACUGCUGAUUGAGAACGGCGCAGAUAUCCACUUCAAGGGUAAAGGGGAGCGAAACCCACUCAUCGUGGCUGCGGAUAGAGGGCGUAUUGAUGUGAUAGAAGUGCUGCUGAAGCACGGGGCUGACAUCGAGACGAGUGGUGAGGGAUACACGACGCCGAUGAACACGGCCACGCUAUACGGCAACAAAGAGGCAGUGCUAUAUCUCCUCAGCAAAGGCGCUGAUCCGCAGAGAGCAUGCCACUCAGGCUGGACGCCCUUUGACAAUGCCAUCCGACGCCAGAAGGUGGAACUAGUCAAGGCGAUGCUGGC